Sciurus carolinensis (gray squirrel) is the source of this 4955-nucleotide messenger RNA. It is a transcript of the gene Luzp2, whose product is annotated as leucine zipper protein 2. Bases 466 to 1503 code for a protein of 345 amino acids. Lineage: Eukaryota; Metazoa; Chordata; Mammalia; Rodentia; Sciuridae. The transcript is spliced from 12 exons. The record is from RefSeq and is a predicted model, not a curated record.
AUCAAGUACGUCAGUUCAAUUAUUGGCAGAUUAGAUUUCUCUUCGCACCCACCCCUUACUCCCCAGUCCUCAGGAGAAAAGGGAAUAAAUGAUCAGCUCCCGACUGGUGCUCACCGGAGUGACCAGAGCGCAGCCGGGUGACCAGAGCGGCGCGCGGGGCGAUCGCUGAACACCCCUCCCUCUUCCCGCGCCGCCUCCAGCGCGAGUGACAACGCGCCCUCUGGGCUCGGGAGCCGCGGCGCUGAACAAUCCCAAGCAAAGCUAGCCUCACCGGUGACAUCACUCCCGAAGAUACUCCCAGCUCCUAGCUCCUGCCUUAGCUGGCGUCCGUCCGUUUGUCCGUCUCCAUCUGUCGACCACUGGAGAGUGCUCAUCGCUUCCUGGGGACAGAGCCGGGCACUGAGGAGCGACAGGACCCGGAGGAGGCAAGGCAGCGAGGGAAGGAGGACCCCGGCAGGCGACAACAUGAAAUUCAGCCCCGCGCACUACUUGCUGCCUCUCCUGCCAGCGCUGGUACUCAGCACCAGACAGGACUAUGAAGAGCUAGAAAAGCAGUUGAAAGAAGUCUUUAAGGAGCGGAGCUCCAUCCUCCGUCAGCUGACAAAGACAUCAAGAGAGCUAGAUGGAAUUAAAGUCAACCUUCAGUCUUUAAAAAAUGAUGAGCAAUCUGCCAAAACUGAUGUUCAGAAGCUUCUGGAAUUAGGCCAGAAACAAAGAGAAGAAAUGAAGUCUCUCCAGGAGGCCCUACAAAAUCAACUUAAAGAGACAUCUGAGAAAGCAGAGAAACACCAGGCUACUAUUAAUUUUUUAAAGACUGAAGUGGAAAGAAAGAGCAAAAUGAUCCGAGACCUCCAGAAUGAGAAUAAAAGCUUGAAAAACAAACUUUUGUCAGGAAGCAAGCUUUGUGGGAUCCAUGCAGAAGAGUCAAAAAAAAUCCAAGCCCAGCUGAAGGAACUUCGUUAUGGGAAGAAGGACUUGUUAUUUAAGGCCCAACAACUUACUGAUCUGGAACAAAAAUUAGCUAUAGCCAAAAAUGAACUAGAGAAAGCAGCUCUUGACAGGGAGUCACAGAUGAAAGCAAUGAAAGAGACUGUACAGCUCUGCUUGACAUCAGUUUUCCGUGAUCAACCUCCACCUUUGAGUCUAAUCACAACAAAUCCAACUCAGAUGUUAUUUCCAACCAGGACAAUUGCUGCUAAGAUUCCAGAUGAAAAGACAAAAAGCAAGCCCCAGCAAAGUGCUCCUGGAAGCAAUGAAAACACUCAACUUGAGUCAACAAAGAAAGAAAAUCCAAGUACCAUUGCGUGUGAUUCUCAAGAUGAGGGUAGGACCUGUUCAAUGAAGCACAAGGAAAACCUCUCAAGAAAUGCCACUGCAGAAUCAGAGCCUGUCCCACAGAAAUUGCAAAUGCCUCCGUGUUCUGAAUGUGAGGUAAAAAAAGCUCCAGAGAAACAAUUAACCAGCUUUGAAGGGAUGGCAGCAAGAGAAGAGAAAAUACUGUAAAUACCAAGAAACUGUGUUAAAAACAUCCAUUUGCUCUUGUAUUCAUACACUUUUUAGCUGACAGGCUUGAUGGAAAUACUAAGUUUCUAAAGCAUGCAUUUUUUUUUCACAAUUUUAUGUAACCUUAUAAAGUAGCCUACACGUUUUCCAAAAGUUUCCAAGCCAAUUAUGAUCCUUAAGCAAUAAACUACUGGAAGAAGAUUUCCAGUCAUAAAUAUUUCAUUGUCAUCACCAAAUUUCCCCACAUAAGUUGCUUUGUUUUUUGAAUUAAUUUUUUAUUUGUUCUAAUUAGUUAUACAUGACAGUAGGAUGCAUUUAUGCAUUUUGACAAAUCGUAUGUAAAUGGAGUAUAAUGUUUUGAACUAAAAUGCAACAUAACUUUUACUUAUUUUUAUUCAUUUGAAUAUCUGAUACUUCUAUGCUCUAGCUGUUGAAAUCAGCUGGAGGAUAAUCAACUGGGGUCCUCAAGUAUUCUCAAAAUCCAAAUCACAUCAUAUCAUAAAAAUUUCAGUCUAUAUUAGCAAACUGGAGUCACUUACCCAAGAUUGGAAUUUUCUCUACCUGAAUACAUUCUUCUUUUCAUUGUGGUUAUUGUUGUCCUUAUUCUUCUGAACUAAUAAUAAUUAUUUUAUCUAAACAAUGCCAAGGCAAUGUUUUCAAGGAUAAAAUCAGUUAACAGAAGUUGUUAAAUACAUUUAGCAUCAUGUAGACAAAAUAUUUGAAUGAAUGGCCACAUUUCUGACGCGUCUUUUUUUUUUAACAUUUUAUAGACACAUCCUUAUACAUAUGUAUCUCUCUACUGGAGUUAUUCUGAACUAGAAAUCCAGUUAUUUGAAAUGAUCAGCACAAAUUUUGAUAUGAUUUCGGGUAGUGGAAUAUAGAAUAGGAGGAAGUUUCUAAAAUAGAAAUAUGUAAGCAGACAUUAUAUAUUUGAAAAUGGUAUUUUAAGAAAAUAAAACAGCUACAUGGACACAAAAAAACCAGAUUCUUAUUUUUAAAAUCAUUGUAUUAUUGAAAGCAAUCAAUGGAUAUUUUAAUCCUUGAAACUAAGUUUCUACAUGGAGAUGUCAAUGAUUAAGUAACUGCAUGUAUGAACAAUCUGAAAACAGCUCAUAAUCAAGGGGAAUUGACACUUGAAUAAUAAUCUGAUAGAAUCUAUGGAGCUUCAAACUUGCAGAUUCAAAUUAAUGUAGUAACAUUUUACAAAUUCAGAAAGCAUAUAAAACCACUGAUUCUAUAGAAUGAAUCUCUCAAGCUAAAAUGAAUGCAUUUGAAUUUUCUUAGAAGGGAGUUUAUAAAAACAUAUUAAGUAAAAAUUUAAUUUGUAAUCAAUAGAUGAACUUAUUCUAGGAUGGAAUGGUGUUAGUUUGAGCAUGAUGGCAUAUCUGAAGAAGUGUGAUUUGGAGAAUUUAAAAAUAUCACUAGUAGUAAAAUCAAUGUUGUGGUGUAGUUAUGUAGCGAUUCUACUUGCAAAGUAGCUUAGUAUCUUUUAUUAAUAUUUUGCUUUGUUUUCAAUUGCUCUUCCAAUCAGCAAAAAAUAAGACAAAAAAAAUUUUCAUAUAACAGCCUACUCAGAAAAGAAAAAGAAAGAUAAUUUAAAUCAUCCAUCAGUUGAAGCAGCCAAGAUAAAUUAAAAGACUCAGGUCUGAGGUUCCUGCUGACUCAUUUUGAAUUCUUAAAAAAGGGGAAAAAAAAGAAUGAAAGAAAAAGGAAAGAAGGAAGGAAGAAAUGUAGGGAGGGAAGGAGGGAGGGAGGAAGGAAGAUAGCUCACUUCAUUCUACAAGGGGUGGGUGGUGUACUAGUCUCCAGACUCUUGUUGCUUGUAAUUUUCCCACUGUAUUUAGGUGCCCUAUCAUCCCCAUGUGUUUACAAAAGGAAAAAAGAUAAUUUAGAUUUAAUUUAAAUUUAUUCUCUCACCCAUCCCCUUGUCCUCAACUUCUGUCCUAGCCCCUAUGGGUUCCAUCACCAAUUUUCUUAACUCAGAAUGUUUUGAGACAUCUAGAAUUGUUAUGAGAGAUAACAUUGAAAAAUAAGGAUUUGUCUUAAUAUUAAUCAAGUUUGAACAGUUUCAUUUUUAAUUGUUAUAUUUUCUAUGUUCUGAAUUCCUAUUCUAGUAUGUGGCAAUGUAAUCAAUUUGCUUUUCUUGAUUACUGGCUUGAUCAAGUGGGCUUUGAAUCAUAAUGUGCAUUAAAAAUGCACAGCCUUAUGCAUUCUUCAGGGUUUAUCAUGCUACAUUUAUGCAUAAUUUCACUCACUCCCCCCAAAAAAAUUGUAUCAUGAGAUUUCUAUAAGUAUUUGAAGGAAAUUUUCUGGGAAUUCCUUUUAAUAGUUAAGUAGGGGGUUGCUUUUUAAUAAGAUCCAUGACUGUACUUUAAUUAAUGUAUUUCAUUUCUCUUGAUCAUUUAAUUGCUUUAAAAUAGGACCAGAAAGGCUUAAAAUAUUUUACUUACAUGUGUUUUUUUUGUUUAUAAAAUAGGGUUCAUUACUAAUUAUUAAUAUUAACUGCCAACUAAACAGAUGGUGUUAAAUUUAGAUCCUAAAUGUCCUCAUAUGAUAGAAGUAUUACCUGAAAUGUUAACUAUAGAUAGUAUAAUUGGAUUAUGUAUUAGUAAUGAUAAACAAUGAAAAACUACUUACAUUUUACAGAAUAUGGACUGAUUCCUAGGGAGAAAAAAACAUACUGUUCAAUGGAAUAACUUGUUUUGAUAUAGGUAUGACCAAAACUAACAGAAAUUUGAUUUCUCUCUAGUUAUUUUGAAGUACUCUGUAAACUUUAAAAUACUAAUCAAAUACUAUGUGCUCAUUUCUAAGUUAGAAACUUGUUUUGGAUUUUGUCCUUCCUAUUAUGUGCAUUAACUAUGUAAAUUAAACUAGUGCCUAAAAUGUACAAGACCUAAAUGAAUGCCUACUGUAUCUCUCCAAUGACAACCUGCUCUAAAGAGAAGUGAAUGAUUUUGGUGACUCAUCUGGAUGUGGUUUUCUGUGCAAUCUCAAAUAUCUGAAUACUGAAUAUAAUAGGAGGCUAACUUUUUUUUUAAUCCAAGCAAAUAUUUAGUAUUACACUUUGACAAUUCUCUUUCAUAAUGUAUAAUCAACUACAAGUCUAAGACAAUAAUAUAUGAAGGAGACAUUUACUGUUUUUGAUGGACAGUGUGCAUUGCAGGACUAAAACAAUAUUUGUGAACUUUGCUAUAAUGGAAUAUUUUAUUUUUAUAGCAAAAGGUACUGUGAUUAGCACUAAUGGCAUGAGAGGCUGAAAUAAUUAUUGAUACGAUAGAGUAGGGUGAGCUGGCCAGAACUUGAGAGUAAGGAAACCAUACACCCAUUUAUUUAGGGGACAUUUCCUUACUCAUGUGCACAGUCUUCAGUCUCCCCAAGAUAUGUGUCCAUUUGGAUUGUGUUAUAUAAUUUUUAAUGGUCACGUGAUGAAGAAUAAAAGGUGCUGAAAAAGA